This is a messenger RNA of Pyricularia oryzae 70-15, 777 nucleotides long. RefSeq lists its product as uncharacterized. NCBI's taxonomy places the organism in Eukaryota, Fungi, Ascomycota, Sordariomycetes, Magnaporthales, Pyriculariaceae. The coding region runs from base 1 to 777 and encodes 258 amino acids. The transcript is spliced from 2 exons. The record is from RefSeq and is a predicted model, not a curated record.
AUGAAGGUCACUGCUGCUGCCGCUAUCAUGGGUCUGGCCACCCUCGUCGGUGCCGCCAACACCGAGCGCCACCAGGCCCGCGAUCUGGACACGACGCUGCGCGUCAUGAACAACGUCCUCGACCAGAUGGUGGUGGUCGACAACGUCAUCUCGGCCUUUUGGGACACCAGCGACCUCCCGGCCGUCCAGGAGGCCGGCACCAAGAUGAUCGCCAUCAUCAGGGCCUCUGACGAGGACAUCCUGGCCAUGACCCCCGUCCCGCUCCAGGACGCCAUCGCCUUCCAGCCCCUGAGCGACAAGCUCAACGCCCAGGGCGACAAGCUGCUCGAGGGCGUCGAGGCCAAGGUCCCCCUGUUCGGCAGGGCCGCCGUCUGCCCUACCAUGCACACUGCCGUGUCCACCAUCGGCGCCGGCGUGGUCAAGCUCAUGAACGACGUCUCGGACAAGUUCCCCCAGGAGGGCCGCCAGAACAACGCCAACACCAUCCAGCACUUUACCGACUCGUUCGCCUCGGCCAUCGCCAAGCUCAAGGCCUGCGCCGACGUCAACAACGCCGGCGGCUCCGGCAAGCCCCGCGGCGGCGACUACGACUCGGCCCCCGCCGCCACCUGGAAGCCCCAGGCCACCGGCACCGGCGUCCUCCCGCCCCCGCGCGCCACCGGUGCCGCCCGCAACGGCACCGAGGGAGCCGUCAAGGCCCCCAUCGUCACCGCCGGUGCCUCGUCCGUCGUCGCCAAGGGCUUCGCCGCUGCGCUGGUGGCUGCCUUGUUCUUGUAA